Molecule: messenger RNA, 879 nt
Organism: Micromonas commoda
Lineage: Eukaryota; Viridiplantae; Chlorophyta; Mamiellophyceae; Mamiellales; Mamiellaceae
Exons: 1
Coding region: 1-879 (292 amino acids)
Source: RefSeq, a predicted model, not a curated record
AUGAGGAGCGAUGCCUCCCCCGCCGGGUUCCCCCCGUCCACGUCACGCCGCCUACCGUGCACCGGGACCCCCCAAACCCUCGCGUUUGCCCACUCGCCGUCGGAGACGCCCCCGCACCGACGCGAACCCGGCCCUCUUCGCAACCCCGGAUGGGAGACGCGCAUCGCGACGGGCACCCUGUGGUCGUUCGCGACGGGCCUCGCCGGCGGCGCCGCGUACUGCGUCUACCACGAGAGCCUCGACUUCUCGCACAACAUCGCCGCGAUCGCGGGUAACGUCACCAUCGCCGGCGUCGCUUUCCUCUCCGCGAAGGAGCUCACGAGGCUCGUGCGACAGACGGACGACUGGGUGAACUCCGCCACCGCGGGCGCCUUGGUGGGCUCGCAGCUGGCGGUCAUGCAGCGCGGUCCGAGGUACUCCGCGGCGGGCGCGGCGCUGUGCGGGGGCGUCGCGGGCGCGAUCCACUACGCGUGGGAAUCCGACAAGGGAUCCGACUCGCUGUGGCGCGCGCUGGGCUUCCGCGCGGUGAUCGACCCGCGAACGGGUCAGGCGACGGACGAUUGGGUGACGCCGAGGUGGUUCCCCGUCAGGAGACUCACCGACGCCGAGGCGGAGACGAACGAGAUCAACUUCCAGAUGAGGGUGCAGUCGGUGCUCGACGGCAGGCUCAGCGAGGAGGAGGCGGCGGGGGUGCGAGAGGAGUACCGCCGGCGCCGGCGCGCGGAGGGCGGCGCGCGGGCCGCACAGCUGCGCGGCGAGCUCGACGGGAGAGGUGAAAGUCCAGAUCAUCCGGCGUCGGCGGCGAACGAGGACGGCGGGCGCGCGCGGCGUUGGCGGUGGUGGCGGCGGUCGUCGUCGUCGUCGUCGUCGUCUUCGUGA